CGCCUGCUGACCACUGAGGAAGGCCCUGGAGGAGGGCGCGGGGCAGCCCCCGCUUCUCCUGGCUGCCCUUCCCCACCAGCUGGGCCCUGCCCUGCUCUCUGCCCACGGAGCACCCUACCCCCUCCCCGGCAGAGAAGAUCUCCCAGGGAAGCCUUGUUGGCCAGGUUUGGAGCAGGACCUGGAGCGCAGCGGCACUCCCCACCUGAGGACCCCAGGACCAUGUCCGAGGCCCACUGGCGGGAGUGAGGGAGGGCCUGACCCUGAGAAGCCCAUGGGGCCCCCCAGGCCCGCGCUCUGGGCGCUCCUGCUGGCGCUGCUGGGGGCUGCACCGGGCCGGGCCAGGCUCGGCGCCUGCAGCGUCCCCGACGUGCUCCACCACUACCGCGCGGUCAUCUUCGAGGACCUGCAGGCCGCGGUGCGGUGGACCGGGCCGGGCUCCAGGCAGCUCCAUUUCAUUCAGAAAAACCUGACUGGAGCCGCGGCCUCCCGAUGGCGGGGCCGGGUGGGAGCCUCCUGUGGCGCCCAGAAGGAGCACAGUAUCCUACUGUCCAUCGUGGCCCUGGGUCGGACCCUACGUGGGGCGGUGGCCGGGGGCCGCCGCGGGGCUCUGGAAAAGGCGGCUUGGACCGUGGCCGUGCGCACCGAGGCGGUGAUGCGGCGCCACUGCCGGACGCUGCGCCAGCGGAGCCGGCGGCCCGAGACGCGCCCUGUUCGGCGUCGGGGCGGCCGGAGGCGGCUCCUGCUGCGCGCCCUGGACGCCGUCGCCACCUGCUGGGAGAAGCUCUUCGCGCUGCGCGCCGCGGCCACCGACGGCUCCUGGGGCUCCUAAGCGCCCCGAGCGCGCGGGUCUGGGAAAGGGCCUUGCGGCCCGGCCCCUCCCUCGCCGCGGCCCGCACUCCUCGGAGGGCCCG
This is a messenger RNA of Balaenoptera ricei (Rice's whale), 911 nucleotides long. RefSeq names its product chromosome 15 C20orf204 homolog (gene C15H20orf204). The transcript has 5 exons. Bases 272 to 829 code for a protein of 185 amino acids. The record is from RefSeq and is a predicted model, not a curated record. Lineage: Eukaryota; Metazoa; Chordata; Mammalia; Artiodactyla; Balaenopteridae.